AUGUUCCACUUCUACAAAGAUGAAGCCGCGACAAGCAUCGAGUGGAACCCUAAGCAGGUGCAAUAUAUUGAGGCAUGGAGUUUUCCCAACGUAAAUGAGGUGAUAUCGUGGAACUUUCGCCAGGGACUUCUUGACAACUCCCAGAUAGAAGCCUGGCUGCAGCAGACAGGAAGCUUUUCGAUCCCAGACUUCCCUCCUUCGGUUGGGCAUUCAAACGGGGGUGUUAGAUUAUUGAUAUGCGAUUACACUUCAUUCCCACAUCCCUUGCUUGGAAUGUCUUUUGAAAACUAUUGCCUUGUAGAAUCAACACUUGGGCUUCACCCGGCUACCCUUCCAGCUCUCCAAGUACAUGCUGGGACGUUUUCGGGACAUUUCAAGUCCAGCCAGGAGAAAGAUAAGAUAUCCAUUGUUCUUAAAGCUCCUCAGAAGUAUGAGAUUGCCAACUACAUGCUCUCCCUCACGCAUGAUCCUACCUCGCGGUGGACCACAGCUUUACUUGCUGGUGAAGCAAUCAUCGAGCCACCCCAUCUAUUUGGAGAAUAUCCCUCGGAUAUACCUAUCAGAUUUCGUGCCCCGGCAGGAGUAAUCCGAGCCAGCCUCAUGCAGUCACCCGAAGCUUGGAACAAUCCACUUACACUUCCAUGUAUCCUCGUCACUGACCAUCUCAAACGAUUACAGAACUACUCCACAGGAUCCCUGACCCAAGAAGUCAUGAUCAUAGAAGAGCAGCUUGGAGUCACCCGCGUUGGCCGAAGGAACCAAAUGCCACGUUUUGACGGCCAAGCGGGCAGAAAGUCUCAACCCGGUGAUACAGAUGGGUUGAACUUUGGCAUACCGGAAAGAUACCAGGCAAAGUUUCUCACCAUUGCCAUUAACACACGGCUUACCAGCAUCCUAUUCACAAGACGUUCCCCAAAGUGGAAUUACGAGGCAUCAGAGUUUCUCAUGCGGCUUAUUAGUGAAUUUUCUGAAGUGUUCCAAGAGCAACAAUCUCUGAACGAUCGAAUGGGUGAGCUGAUGGAGCACAAUAUCUCUCUCGCACACUCCAUUGAAGACCAGGUCCUAAACCUUCAAGCCCGAUUGGAACUUCAACUGAAUGUGUUGUACAGUUUCGUAGCCCAAUCGGACAAUCAACUGAAUGCACGGCUCGCCGCAACAACUGGGAGGGAUAGCACCUCUAUGAAAAUCUUGGCUUUCAUCACGACAAUCUUUCUUCCUGGGACAUUUAUCGCGACUUUGUUUUCAAUGGACAUGUUUGAUUGGAAAAAUGACGCUUCAGACCCUAGCCUUACUGUAUCGUCACAAUUUUGGAUCUACUGGGCUGCAGCACUCCCACUUACAGCCCUCACUCUCGGUGGUUGGGCCCUAUGGUGGAACUUCGAAAAGCACCGCUAUGAUGUGCAUAAGGCAGCGGCGCCCAAAAGAGCAGACAGACCAUCCAAGUCAUCAUGGUGGCGGAAAUCCGCAAACGUUUAG
Molecule: messenger RNA, 1476 nt
Organism: Aspergillus alliaceus
Lineage: Eukaryota; Fungi; Ascomycota; Eurotiomycetes; Eurotiales; Aspergillaceae
Exons: 5
Coding region: 1-1476 (491 amino acids)
Source: RefSeq, a predicted model, not a curated record